AUGAGAAGUAGAUGGAGCCUUUGGAAGCAAUUGAAAGGAAAAGAAACUGGAUUAGGGUGGGAUCACAUGAAAGGAACUAUUGGUGCUACUGAUGAAUGGUGGGAUUUGAAAAUUAAGGAAAAUCCCAUGUUUGAAAAGUUUCGUGAAGAAGGGAUUGAAUCGGAACUUGAAUGUAGAAUGGAUCAAAUUUUUGCUAUUUCCGCCCAAGGAAAUCUUAAAUUUACUCCAGUGUCUACACAACCAAAAAAUGUGAUGCAUGAAGUAGAUAAAGUGUAUAUUCCUUCUCCACUUCAUGAGAGCGGUAAUGAUAAUUGUGGUGGUGAUAAUUAUUGUGCAAUAGAUGAAUCAUGGGAUGAGGUAUGGAGAGUGGUUAGCCCGUCUCCCACAUCUACCCAUAUAUCCUCUCUUGGAGACAUUCAAAUUGAAGUGGAUGGUAAUAGAAAAGGUAAAAGGUCUUUUGUUGGUGGCUCCUCACAAAGUAAUAAGACUUCAAAGACUAGCUCAGGUAAGAGGGGAUGUGUUGCAACAAUACAAGAUAUGCUAGGUGGAGUGAUAGAAAAUAUUUCAGAAAGAAACCACUCAACUGAAGAAAUUACCACUUCAAUGAAAAGUAUGAUGAGCAUGCAUAUGGAAAUAGUGAAGUCGAUGAAGGAUAGAUCACAGUAUGACCUUGGAGAUGCUAUGGGGAAACUAUGUACCUUAUCGGAUUUGCCGGCUACUUCACCAGAAUUUUUCUUUGCUUGCACGAUGUUUGAAGAUCCACAAAAAAGAACUAUUUUAUUUGGAUUGCCGGAUGAUAACAAUAGGGUUGAAUACAUUAAGCAACUUCUCCUACAUGAGCAACAAUAUCUUCAUUGCCUAGAGUACUUGAAAGAAGAAGAUGAAUUUUGGGAUAUGAUAACUUGUGCUACAGGUUAUGCCUAUUGUUAUUUUUUAAAUCAUAUAUAUAAGGACCCAUGCAUGACAUCUUUUUUGAUUGGAGAAAGUUGGAUGAAUGAAUUAUUGAAUGGUCAUGAAAAACGAUGUUUUAAUGCAUUUAGAAUGAACCAAAGCACGUUUCGCCAGUUAUGUCUAGAUUUGGAGAAUAUAUACGGUUUAAGGCCAUCAAAUAGGAUGUCAGUUUUGGAGAAAGUGGGUUUAUUUGUAUAUGUACUUAGCAAGGGUGCUCCUAAUAGAGAUACCCAAGAGUGUUUCCAACAUUCCGGUGAAACAGUAAGUAGAAUUUUCAAACAAGUUUUAGAUGCUAUGGAUAGCUUUUCAAGGGACAUACUUGUACCAAAAGAUUCUGAGUUCAAGGAUAUUCCAACAUAUAUUUCCAAUGAUGACAGAUAUAUGCCACAUUUCAAGGAUUGUAUUGGAGCUAUUGAUGGUACACAUAUUGCAAUAACCGUACCUGAAGAGGAUCAAAUUCGCUACAGAGGAAGGAAAGGGAUACCAACUACAAAUGUCUUAGUGGUCUGUGACUUUGAUUUGUUGUUCACAUAUGUUUUAACCGGUUGGGAGGGAUCAACACAUGAUUCUCGUAUUUUUCUUCAUACGAUCAAUAAUCCAGCUCUCAAUUUUCCAAAGCCGCCAAUAG
Molecule: messenger RNA, 1579 nt
Organism: Striga hermonthica
Lineage: Eukaryota; Viridiplantae; Streptophyta; Magnoliopsida; Lamiales; Orobanchaceae
Source: the annotation of a GenBank genome assembly